Molecule: messenger RNA, 897 nt
Organism: Lichtheimia ornata
Lineage: Eukaryota; Fungi; Mucoromycota; Mucoromycetes; Mucorales; Lichtheimiaceae
Exons: 7
Coding region: 1-897 (298 amino acids)
Source: RefSeq, a predicted model, not a curated record
AUGACCGCAUCUGAAAACCAAAAGGUGGCCGUGAUUACUGGUGGUAGUCGAGGGAUUGGCAAAGCUGUAGCCGAAGCAUUAGUCGCUCAAGGCAUACGUGUGGUGAUUGGCGAUAUCCUUGAUGAUGAUGGCCAUCAAACAGCUCAAGAGCUCAAUCGUCAAUGCGCUGGAGACUCGCAAAUGGUUGCCUACAUUCAUACAGACGUGACCUUGUACAAAGAUGUCAUUGCCCUUUUUCGAUUCGCUGAAGCUACUUUUGGUGGUGUGGAUAUUGCUUUUUUGAAUGCAGGCAUCAUUAGUGGAGCCGACAACGUGUUUUUACCUUUGGAAGAUGAAGUAGAGGUGAAUUUACCCAAAGUAAACAUUACGGGCGUCGUCAAGUGUACCAAAGUGGCUGUUCUCCACAUGGCUAAACGAGGUGGUGGAGUCAUAGUGAACACUGCAUCGGUAGCUGGUUUCCUUUCGAGCAUGCAACUCGCUCAUUACUUUGCGACAAAGCAUGCUGUGGUGGGAUGGACACGUAGUAUGGAGAUGCUUAAGGAUAUUUGUAAUGUGCGUGUCAAUGCUGUAUGCCCACAUUGGGUUGCCACAGAUAUGCAAGGGAUGAUCCUCAACAAGGAAGGCGACGACCCUUAUAAGCAAUUGGUGGAACAUUCGCCUCGAGUUAAGAUGGAAACUGUGGUCCGUGGAGUAAUGAUGCUUAUUGAAGACGAGAAAAGAAAUGCGGAGACCCUUCUAACCCUGCCUGGGGAUGUGAUUCGAGUCCAAGAACGUAUUGCAGAAUAUGAGGAGUUGUCGACACCGGAGUAUGCAGCGCUUGUAGAUAGUUACCAGCCUCAAGUACUUGAGCACUACAAGAAGCAACUUGAACAUGCAUUGGAUCGUUAUGGAUUGUAA